AUGGAGGAGGCCGCGAGACGCGUCCGCUGCUGCAUCAUGUUCUUCCUGCUCGCCCUCGCGGGCGCCCACGCCGCAGCAAAGGGGCAAUUUCCCGAGUGGCGCUUUCAGGGACGUGAUGUGGUGGUGAAGAUCCCAAGAGAUUCGGGGGUGUUGGCAAGCAACGGCUCAAAGACGCAGAAGUACACGUAUGACCUCGAUGAUGCCGUCAUCCACUUUCGCUGUGGGGACAUUAUGGAAAUGGAUGCGUCACGGGGCCCGCUCAAUUCUGGGUUUGUGCCAUUGAGUGUGCUUCUUCGCUACCUGCGCCCACUUGCCCCGCGUUCGGUGGGCAUUGUCACAACACCGCUCGUUGAGAAGUGCAGCAGCAAACUCGAGACCCGAGCCAUGGACUGCAAGCACGGCAAGCAGUGCCACGACAUCCUUGAAGUGCUCCUCCCCGCACUCCAAAGCGGGCUGACCGGCCCGAGGAAGAUGCACGGCCCAAGGGCAUGGGAGCCGUGCCUUGCGAUGCGGGACCGCUCCGGCGGUGGAUCAAUGGUCGUCAGCGGAGCUUGGCGAGAGGCUGACCUAGCAAACGGGAGUCAUCCGCCCGCCACCGCGCUCGACGCCGCUCGCACGCGCUCCCUCUUCCGCCUGAUCCACCUGCCAAAGACGGGCGGCACGAGCGUGGAGACCCUGCUCUCGCUCGGCCACCAGCCGCACCGCCGGCUAUCCAAGCUCGCCUGGUGGUGUGGAGCGCUGGACGCCUCGCCAUCGAUACGCGCCGCCGGCUGCAGCAGCGGCGUCGGCCGCUCCUCAUCGCCGUUCCUGCUCCCGCACGGCGUCGGCAUGCGCCAGCUGGCGCGGCGGCUCCGGCUCGCGGAGGCGUUUCUGGCGGACAACGCCGACGUCGUCGGGACGACGGACCAGCUCGACGAUGUCAUUGUUACCCUCUGCCACCUUGCCGGCGCUUCGGCCGCCGGAGUCGCGGCGGCUGCGGCCGCCGCCAGCGCAUCCCCGGCCGCCGCCGCCAACGGCACCGCCUGGGCGCGUCGGCUGGCGAGGGGCAACGUGCUGCCUCGGUGCGCGCACGCCUCGCCGCGCUCCCAGUAG
Molecule: messenger RNA, 1092 nt
Organism: Emiliania huxleyi CCMP1516
Lineage: Eukaryota; Haptophyta; Isochrysidales; Noelaerhabdaceae
Exons: 7
Coding region: 1-1092 (363 amino acids)
Source: RefSeq, a predicted model, not a curated record